Molecule: messenger RNA, 2825 nt
Organism: Cricetulus griseus (Chinese hamster)
Lineage: Eukaryota; Metazoa; Chordata; Mammalia; Rodentia; Cricetidae
Source: RefSeq, a predicted model, not a curated record
CUCUGUGAUCACUGUUCUUCACCACCUGAUGUGAUGGGACCAAGCCAGCCAGCUUCUACCUGUGUUCACCUAGCAUCCGGUAUCCAACUAAAUGGGAGGAGUGACCUCAGGAAUCUUCAGCCCCAGAAGAAAGGCUUAGCUAUGCUGUCCACCUAGCCAAAAGAGAUGUAAAACGAAGACAGUUUGAAGAACACAUGAAAGAUCAUCUCAGAAGUCAUUCCCAUAACGCUCACAAAUGUGUACAUGUCAAGGUGGAAAAGAAGGACUUAAAGAGUCAGGAUGUCUGUCAUAGCAGCCAUCAACCAUCCAAAGUAGACAUUUCCAGUUCGGGUGCCAAGGUUUAUAUAUAUGCAUCUCAUCCAGGACGAUCGGAUCUUCCUGUGCCAAAUUCACCACCUACCCAUGAUCCAGGACUUCAGCCACAACCCAAAAUAGAGGAGCACAAAAACCUAUGGGAACAGAAAAGCCUGCUAGAAGUUCAACGACUCCGAAAGGAAUUGAGCAGUUGUAUCCAUAAAAUAGAAGCAGUAACUAAAAAAGAUAGACUAGAAGAAGCUUUGGAUCCGGAUGAAGAGCAUCGAAUCCGAGUGAGGAGACAGGAGCAAGCUGUGCGCUGUGCUCGAAUGCUCUAUGUUCUUCAGCAGCAGGUAAAAGAAAUCCAGGAAGAAUUGGAUAAAUUAAGUCCACAUAAAAUUAAACAUACUAAGAAGUCGUGGGCAAUGUCUAGGCUGGCAACUGCUCAUCGAGGGGCCAUCCGGGCCUUACAGAUGUUUGUCACUCAGUUUACUGAUCGAGAGCACCCACUUCCUGCCCGGUGUAAGGAACUAGGCAGCCUUAUUCGUCAGCUUUCACUGUGCUCUGCCAAGCUGGAUACUGAUCCUUCUGUGCUAGAUGUGGUCAUAGACAUCUUGCAGCAAAUUGAGGCUUUGGAGUCUCUCCUGGAAAAGAAACUGUCACCUAAAAAGGUAAAGAAAUGUAUAACAGAAAUUCAGAGCAGUUUUCCUAUUGGUAGCCAAAGAAUCUUAGAGAAAUGGCCAACUGUACUGCCCAAGAAUGAGAGGAGACCCUUGGUCACAAAGGAGACAUUUCCACAGGAAGCCAGUCGACCUUCUGUGGCAAAGAGGCUUCUUGCUGAUGACUGUCAGCCUGAUGUGGAGCUUCCAGUGAACCAAAAACUGGAGAGUGAACUUGGUGUCAUAGAGGAGGACACUCUUCCAGAAGAAGCCCCUUUUAUAUUGGGCCAUAGCACAGGGGUCAAGGAUGAAGCACUAACCCCAGCAAAAACACGAGCAGUAAGAAAGAAGACUGCAAUGGAGCAUGUGCCAUUUAGGAAGAAAGAUACUCUGGAGCCAGCCAGACUACAACAGCAGGGACUACACAUAUCUGAAAGAAAUAGACCAAACCAAUCUUACAGCAAAAGCAGGUUGCAACAGACAACAGUGGCAUCCAGAUUAAAAAUGAACCGACAGCCUGUGAAAGAUCACAGGGCUCCUUGGAUACCUCCAAACCCCACGUCCCCACCAGCGUCUCCUAAAUGUGCUGCGUGGCUAAAGGUGAAGUCCAGUCCCAGAGGUGCUACAAAGGAACAGUCCCUCCAGCGAGAGGAUACCACUGGGGGAAGUCAGUUGGGAGGUGCUUCCGAGAAAGAAACAGCCAGGCUUUCUUGGCCAGAUGCUCAGUUUUCCAAAAGAUUGAAAGAACCAGAAGAAUUGGAAGCCAAGGAAAUGUUAAGAAUGCAAAAACAGAGACUUGACUGGCUUGAGGCUGAGACUUCUAGAAGAACAAAGGAGCUGGCUCAACUGAAAGCUGAAGAAAUGGAUAGACUUCAAAAAUUAAGUGUGUCUGCCGCCCAGUUAGCUGACAAGGUAGAAGAAGCAGUGCUGGAGCGGUUGAAGCCCCUCUUGAUCAAGGCCCAGAGAGUUAAUUCUUCUGUGGAAGCAAAUAGUCUUUUGAAGGAUCGUUCGUCACCAAGUGCAGCAGCAGCAACAGCAGCAGCAGCAACAACAGCAGCAGCAACAACAGCAGCAACAGCAGCAGCAGCAACAGCAGCAGCAUCCCAGCCUGCAGAGCAGGCUUCAGGCAUCAGUUAUGGGUCCAGGAAUAUUCAUCAUCUGGAUGACUGUCUGGAAGAUGCUGCUCAUGAACUCUGGGCCAUGACUCAUGAUAAGAACUUGGGGUUAGAAACUUCAGCCACAUUGGGGGACAACAAGGAUAGCCCCAAUCUAGAGACCAUGAUGCUCCGGAUGGAGGAAAUGGAAAAAUACCAGGAGACAGUUCGCCAAAGAUAUAAUAAAAUUGUAUAUGCUGACCCUCAUUUAUGGAUGCACGAAGAAAGAAAUGACCAGAGCAACCCAGCAAUAAGUGAGAGACCUUUGGCUCCCCAUCCAAUCAAGAUCACUAAGACAGCAACUCCUAAGAGCCCAGCCGUGAACAUCUUGCUAGAGAGUCCCUGCAAUGCCAACUCACUGGAUGAAAGUGGGGUAACAGAAGAGGAAUCAGAGAAAAGGGAGGCUCCCUUUCCCUCCGCCGAAGAAGAUCUGCAUCAGAAAGAAGGCUGGACUCCCCUCUUUGUCCCACCAAGGAUGAGGCACAGCAUUGGUGAUUACUGCAGCCGAUUUGAGCAGUUCCUACGGAUCAUAUCUCAUGAGGCUAUAGGCUCCUUCAACCCAUGGCUAAUAGCUGAAAGUUUUUCAGAUGAGCUGGUAGAUGAAGCCCUGGGGGCCGUGGCUGCGGAGCUGCAGGAUGUGUGUGAAGACUAUGCAGAAGCUGUGUUCACCUCAGAGUUCCUAGAGGCCGCCGCAUGAAAGCUGUCCAGGCAGGGCCCU